This is a messenger RNA of Cottoperca gobio, 4953 nucleotides long. It is a transcript of the gene gapvd1, whose product is annotated as GTPase activating protein and VPS9 domains 1. Gene Ontology annotation, biological process: vesicle-mediated transport; regulation of GTPase activity; mitotic actomyosin contractile ring assembly actin filament organization. Bases 226 to 4650 code for a protein of 1474 amino acids. The record is from RefSeq and is a predicted model, not a curated record. Gene Ontology annotation, molecular function: small GTPase binding; calmodulin binding; actin filament binding. NCBI's taxonomy places the organism in Eukaryota, Metazoa, Chordata, Actinopteri, Perciformes, Bovichtidae. The transcript has 28 exons. Gene Ontology annotation, cellular component: cytosol; cell cortex; endocytic vesicle.
UUAACAAGCCUUUUGCGCAUGCGGGUUGCGCGUGUCUCCUCGUGAUGACAGCAAAUGACAGUACUGUUCGCUCCUGCAGAAGCCAGUGUGAGACGGCUAACCGCCAACAACUGUUCCUCUGAUUCGAGAAAUCGUAUGAUCGGCUGUGUUUAGAGAAAUAGUGAACAACCAAUACACGCUUAUUACGUUUGUCAUUUAGCGCUCUGCCUGUGUGAGCUGGUGAAGAUGGUGAAGCCAGACAUCCACACUCUGGCCCACCACCUGAAGCAGGAGCGCCUGUACGUGGCAUCGGAGAAGCAGCUGAUCCAGAGGCUCAACAGUGAUGUGCUGAAGACAGCUGAGAGGCUGUACCGGGCCGCAUGGAUCGCCAAGCAGCAGAGGAUCAACCUCGAUCGUCUCAUUCUCACCAGUGCGGAGGCCUCUCCAGCUGAAUGCUGCCAACAUGCCAAAAUGCUGGAAGACACGCAGUUUGUUGAUGGCUACAAGACGCUGGGUUUCCAGGAGACGAUCUACGGGGAGUUCUUGGCAAGGUUAAGGGAGAACCCCAGACUGGUGGCUUCCUGUCUGGUGGCGGGAGAGAGGCUGAACCAGGAGCACAACCAGUGUGUCACCCAUACAGUCUUCACCUCACUUUAUGGCAACUGUAUUAUGCAGGAGGAUGAAAGCUACCUGCUACAGGUGUUGCGAUACCUGGUGGAGUUUGAGCUGAAGGAGAGUGACAACCCUCGGCGUUUACUGCGACGGGGAACCUGUGCCUUCAGCAUCCUUUUCAAGCUCUUCUCCGAGGGCCUGUACUCAGCCAAACUCUUCCUCACCGCCACCCUACACGAACCCAUUAUGCAGCUGCUGGUGGAAGAUGAAGACCACCUUGAGACUGACCCAGCCAAGGUGACGGAGCGCCUCACUCCGGCCCAGCAGGAACGCUUUGGAGAGAAGGGCUCCGAGGGCUACAAACAAAGGGUGCAGUCGGCUGUGGAGGCCAAUGAAGCUAAGCUGGUAACUCUGGUCAACAAGUUUAUUGGUUACCUGAAGCAGAACACCUACUGCUUUCCCCACAGCCUGCGCUGGAUUGUGUCGCAGAUGUACAAGACUUUGUCAUGUGUGGAGAGUCUUGAGGUGGGCGAGGUGCGCACCAUGUGUACAGACCUGCUGCUGACCUGCUUCAUCUGCCCAGCUAUAGUUAACCCCGAGCAGUAUGGAAUCAUCUCAGACGCCCCCAUCAAUGAAGUAGCCCGCUUCAAUCUAAUGCAGGUGGGGCAGCUUUUGCAGCAGUUGGCCAUGACCGACGAUGAUGCAGACCCAAGGCGGAAAAGCAGUCUGUCCAAAUUUGACAAGAGUUGUGUAGCCGCUUUUCUGGAUGUGGUGAUUGGAGGAAGAGCCGUCGAGACUCCACCCGUGUCCUCACUGAACCUUCUAGAAGGCCUGAGUAGGACUGCGGUCUAUAUUUCACAUAAUCAGCUGCUCGUGCUGGUGGACUUUGUGCGGAACGUGAUGGCAGGGGACCACCUUCGGGAGGAGGAGCACAUGACUCUGGAGACCUUGGUUGCCAACGUGCCCCAGUCUCGAACUGUGAAGAGCAACAGUCUGGAGCUCACUCCCUCCAACACCCCCCAGCUCUCCCCGGCUACCACUCCUGCCAACAAGAAGAACAGGCUCCCGAUAGGACAACACUUAGCGGCUAUUACAUCCUGGGACUCCACAACCACCUCACUGUCUGCUCACAUUCCAUUAGUAACCCCUUUUGCUGCUCGAAGCCGCAGCCGUACCAACAUAGCCCAGGAGGGGGAGGCAGAGGCCAGCUCCCAGGAGUCUCUACAGGAGCUGAUGCCAGAGGAGGUGCUGGUGGUUUCACUAGGAACUGGUCCUCAGUCUGUCCCUGGGAUGAUGUCAGAAAAUGAGGUUUUGAACCUGCAGAUGGCUGAUGGGGCCCAGGGGGAUGGCCAUGCUGAUGAUACUAAGCUGCAUGGUAAACCAGACAAAACCCUGCGCUUCUCCCUCUGCAGCGACAACCUGGAAGGCAUCUCAGAGGGUCCAUCCAACCGGUCUAACUCUGUGUCCUCUCUGGACCUGGAGGGAGAGUCUGUUUCUGAGCUGGGAGCCGGACCGUCGGGGAGCAACGGGGUGGAGGCUCUGCAGCUUUUGGAGCAUGAACAAGCCACCACUCAAGACAACCUGGAUGACAAACUGCGAAAGUUUGAGAUCAGAGACAUGAUGGGCCUGACAGACGAUCGGGACAUCUCUGAGACGGUCAGCGAAACCUGGAGCACCGACGUGCUCGGCAGUGACUUUGACCCCAACAUGGAUGAAGAUCGGCUGCAGGAAAUAGCAGGGGCAGCAGCAGAGAACAUGCUCGGCAGCCUGCUGUGCCUUCCUGGCUCGGGUUCAGUGCUGCUGGACCCCUAUGGUUCGACCAUCUCGGAGACCACGAGCGAGGCCUGGAGUGUGGAGGUCCUGCCCAGCGACUCAGAAGCCCCAGACCUGAAACAGGAGGAGCGUCUGCAGGAGCUGGAGAGCUGUUCAGGGGUUGGCAGUACCUCCGAUGACACAGAGGUCAGAGAGGUCAGCUCGAGGCCCAGCACACCAGGCCUCAGUGUUGUCUCAGGCGUCAGUGCAACGUCAGAAGACAUCCCCAACAAGAUCGAGGACCUGCGGUCAGAGUGCAGCUCAGACUUCGGAGGGAAGGACUCUGUGACCAGUCCAGAUGGGGAGGAGUCAGGCCACGGAGCACAUCAUCUGACUUCUCAACCCUCACAGGCCGAUUCCUUAUUGGCCAUGUUUGAUCCUCUCUCCUCCGGUGAAGGCUCCUCCACUGGAACAAUAGUGAGACCCAAAGUGCACUACGCCAGGCCCCCUCACCCUCCCCCCGAUCCUCCCAUCCCUGAAGCCAGUGCCCUGGGGCCGGAGACGCGCCACUCUCUCUUCACGCCCCACUGCCUGGCCCAGGCUGAGCUGGAGCACACCAAGCAGCGCCACUCCUUCCCUGACAGGCUGGUCCGUAGCCGCAGCUCUGACAUUGUGUGCCCAGGCCGCCGGCCCACAAGUGACCCCGGGCUUAACCGGCGGGUUGCGGUUGAAGAGCGCGACCCCUCUGGGGCCUUCGCCUUAGGACCCUCCUCGUCCCCCAGCAAGGACUCCCUGAAAGGAGAGGUUGAGGAGAGGAAAGACAGCGACGACGAGAAGUCUGAUCGCAACAGGCCAUGGUGGAAGAAACGCUUCGUGUCAGCCAUUCCCAAAGCUCCGAUAGCUGCAUUUCGGAAAAGGGACAAGCACGAGAAGGACGACAUUGUCCCCGAGCGCGUCCCACAAGAUGACCCAUUGCCUAGACAGAGCGCUCAAGCGCAGGCAGCUGAAGACAUCCUGGACAAGUACAGGAACAUCAAGAGGACCAGCCCAAGUGACGGAGCCACAGGUGGAGCGUCUUACGAUGGCACAGGAGAUGUUUGUGUUGAGGACAGCGUGCACGACUCUCCUAGAGAAGACACUCUGCAGAAUAAUUCCACGGAUGACCUGCCAGACUCAGCCAGCCAGACGGCACAGCAGCACGACUCCAAGUUCUCUUUCAGUGAUGCGAAGAAGAAGUUGAGGUUGGCAUUGUGUUCUGCAGACUCGGUGGCUCUGCCCAUCAUGCUUCCUACGACCACACGAAAUGGGCUGCCUGACCACAUGGAGUCUGACGACAAUGAGAUCGUCUGCUUCCUGAAGAUCCAGCUAGCAGAGGCCAUCAACCUUCAGGAUAAGAACCAGAUGGCCCAGAUCCAGGAGACCACGCGCUGUGUCAGCCGCUUCGACGCACGCACCAGCAGGAAGCUGAUGGCUGCCAUUGCGGAAGAUUACAGAAAGCGGGCACCGUACAUAGCUUAUCUAACCAGGUGUCGUCAGGGCCUGCAGACCUCACAGGCCCACCUGGAGAGGCUCCUCCAGAGGGUGCUGAGAGACAAGGAGGUGGCUAACCGCUACUUCACUACCGUCUGUGUUCGGCUCCUUCUUGAACACAUGGAGUCCAAGAUGCUUGACUUCAUUAAAGCGUUCCAGGGGUGCACAGCAUCGGAUGACAAGACCGCAGCAGUGGAGGAUUUCCUGCGCUACUUGUACGGCGCCAUGGCCCGUGAUGCCAUUUGGCAGUACGCUAGCGAGGACCAGCUGCAGGACGCCCAGAUGGCUAUCGAGCGCAGCGUUAUGAACCGCAUCUUUAAACUGGCCUUCUACCCCAACCAGGAUGGAGAUAUUCUCAGAGACCAGCUUUUCCAUGAACAUAUCCAGCGGCUCACAAAAGUCGUGACGGCCAAUCACAAAGCUCUUCAAAUCCCAGAGGUUUACCUGAAGGAGGCUCCCUGGCCGUCUGCACAGUCUGAGAUCCGGACCAUCAAUGCAUACAAGACACCACGAGACAAAGUCCAGUGUGUGCUGCGCAUGUGCUCCACCAUCAUGAACCUCCUCAGUCUGGCCAACGAAGACUCCGUCCCUGGAGCGGAUGACUUUGUCCCCGUGCUCGUCUUUGUCCUCAUAAGGGCAAACCCGCCCUGCCUGCUGUCCACCGUUCAGUACAUCAAUAAUUUCUAUGCCAGCCGGCUGAGUGGGGAGGAGUGCUAUUGGUGGAUGCAGUUCACCGCGGCGUUGGAAUUCAUUAAGACCAUCGACGAUCGCAAGUGAAGCAGAACAGCCACCUGUAUGGGCAGACUGCGGGGGAAGGAGCCGGGAGACUGGGAGACUUCCCAACCAACUGCUCCCUCUGCACAGCUUAUCAAACCUGGCCCUCAGCCUGCUCUUUAUUUGUAUAGCGUGUACAUAGCCAGAGACGUUGAAAGAGUACAAAAUAUAUAAUACUUUAUGUAUGUGGACAAAUCCAGGUUUUAGCUGUGCUGAAAAACGGCGCUGGGUAAAAAUUGGCAAGAUGUUAACCUGAUUUGGAUUUCUUCCUCUUUUUUUUUUUUGUCUCUUCAAUCAUGGUUCACG